Messenger RNA from Tachyglossus aculeatus (Australian echidna), 3081 nucleotides. It is a transcript of the gene RAPGEF3, whose product is annotated as Rap guanine nucleotide exchange factor 3. The transcript has 28 exons. The record is from RefSeq and is a predicted model, not a curated record. Gene Ontology annotation, cellular component: plasma membrane. Gene Ontology annotation, molecular function: guanyl-nucleotide exchange factor activity. The coding region runs from base 45 to 2831 and encodes 928 amino acids. Lineage: Eukaryota; Metazoa; Chordata; Mammalia; Monotremata; Tachyglossidae. Gene Ontology annotation, biological process: positive regulation of GTPase activity; Ras protein signal transduction.
GCCCGGGGGUGGGCGAGGGGUCUUCUGCCCGCCCUCUCGGGGACAUGAAGGUGGGCUGGCCGGGCGAGGGCCGCUGGCAGGCCGGCUGGUCCGACGGGCGCCGAGCAGGAGGAGCCGGGGGGCUCCCGGACGUGGUGCCCGCGGGCACGCUGCUGCUGGCCAUGGCCCUCCGGAGGGUACCCCGGCCCCGGACGAAUUCCUACGAGCUGGAGCCGGAGCGCGGGCCCCCGCCCGGACGGAUCCAGGGCUUGCGCUGGACGCCGCUCAACGACAACGACGAGACCCUGAACUCUAGCCCGGGCCUGGCUCAGGCCACUGUCCUCCGGGCAGCGAAGCUGCUCUACGGUCAUCUGCUGGACACCUGCCCGGCCCUCGUCCGGGACCGCAAGCACCACCUGAGGCUCUACCGGCAGUGCUGCUCGGGCCGGGAGCUGGUGGACGGGCUCUUGGCCACCGGAUUCGGCAUCCAGUCCCGGAGCCAGGCCGUGGGCAUCUGCCAGGUGUUGCUGGAUGAGGGGGUGCUCCACCACGUGAAAGACGACUGGCACUUUCAGGACCGGGAUGCCCAGUUCUACCGCUUCUCCGUGCCGGAGCUGUGGGGCCUCCCCGGGGAGGUCCCAGGGGGAAAUCUGGGGGGUGAGCGGGAGGCCGAAGAGCUGGCCGAGGCCAUGGGCCUGCUGUCCCAGCGGGGAUCCGACGCCCUGCUGACCAUGGCAUUAAGGAAACCCCUCGGGCAGCGCUCAGAUGAGGAGCUGGAGCUGAUCUUUGAGGAGCUCCUGCACAUCAAGGCUGUGGCGCAUCUCUCCAACUCGGUAAAGCGGGAACUGGCUGCCGUGAUGCUGUUCGAGUCACACCGCAAGGCUGGGACCGUGCUGUUCAGCCAGGGAGACACGGGCACCUCAUGGUACGUCAUCUGGAAAGGAUCGGUCAAUGUGGUGACGCAUGGCAAGGGCCUGGUGACGACCUUGCACGAGGGCGAUGCCUUCGGGCAACUGGCGCUGGUGAACGAGGCCCCUCGGGCGGCAACCAUCGUGCUGCGGGAAGACAACUGCCACUUCCUGCGUGUGGACAAGCGGGACUUCACCCGCAUCCUCAAGGAUGUGGAAGCAAAAACCCUGCGGCUGGAGGAGCAUGGGAAGGUGGUCCUAGUGCUGGAGCGGGAGCCCCAGGGCACCGGACGUGGACGGCCUGCCCCACCUACUCCCAACCGGUAUACAGUGAUGUCCGGGACCCCAGAGAAAAUCCUGGAGCUGCUGCUGGAGGCCGUGCGCCCGGACUCCUGUGUCCAUGACCCCACAGACACCUUCCUUGGAGACUUCCUCCUCACACACGGCAUCUUCAUGCCCAGCACCCAGCUCUGUGCCGCUCUGCUACACCACUUCCACGCGGAGCCGGCCACGGGCAGCGAGACGGACCGGAGCCUCUACGUGGGCCACAGGAGGCAGCGGAUCCUGCACCUGGUCAGCCAGUGGGUAGCUUUGUAUGGCCCCAUGCUGGACGCUGACCCCGCCGCCCCAGCCUUCCUGCAGAAACUGUCAGAACUGGUCAGCCAGGACGCACGACUCUGCCAGCUGCUGAGGGAGCAGGGACCUGAGAAGCGGCGGCCCCGGGGGUUGGAGAAUGGCGGCGGUGGAAAUGGCUCCUCCCAGAUGAAGGCUGGGAAUGGGUCGAUCUGGUUCCCAGGCCUGGACGAAGCCUCUCCCAGCGGCUGCCUGGCCAUCCGAGCCCAGGAUAGAGUGCCCUAUGCGGUCUGCCGGCCGGACCACGAGGUGCUGACGGUCCUGCUGCCUGUCACGGCCUCGGCGAGGGAGGUCACAGCCGCCGUGGCCCAGGUGGACAGUCGGACUGGGGACCCGGUGCUGGUCAAAGUCAACUCCUCUGGGGAGGUGGUGAAGCUCCCACUGGAUGCCCGGGGAGUGGCCUCCUCCCUGGGCCUCAAUGAACGGCUCUUCCUGGUCAGCGCUCAGGAGCCCGCCGUGCUGACCCCCCACCCAGACCAGCUGGGCCCUAACGUGGGGUCAGCCGAGCUGCUGGACGCGGUGAGCUCCCGGGACCUGGCCAGCCUGCUCAGCGAGUACGACUGGGGUCUCUUUCACUGCGUCCACCAGGUGGAGCCGAUCCUGUACGUGCAGGGGCCCCAGCGGCUCCGAGACAUCACCACCGCCAAUCUAGAGCGGCUCAUGCGCCGCUUCAAUGAGCUGCAGUACUGGGUGGCCACUGAGCUGUGUCUGUGCCCGCUGCCCGCGGCCCGGGCCCGCCUGCUCAGCAGGUUCAUCAAACUGGCAGCGCACCUGAAGGAGCAGAGGAAUCUGAAUUCCUUCUUUGCAGUCAUGUUUGGACUCAGCAACUCAGCCAUCAGCCGUCUCGCCCGCACCUGGGAGCGGUUGCCCCACAAGGUUCGGAAGCUGCACUCGAGCCUCGAACAAUUACUGGAUCCAUCCUGGAAUCACCGCGUGUACCGACUGGCCCUUGCCAAGCUGUCCCCACCCAUCAUCCCUUUCAUGCCCCUUCUCCUGAAAGACAUGACCUUCAUCCAUGACGGGAACCGCACCAUGGUGGAAAAUCUCAUCAACUUCGAGAAGAUGCGCAUGAUGGCCAGGGCUGUGCGAAUGCUGCAUCACUGCCGGAACCACAGCCAGGCACCCCUCUCGCCCCUUCGGAAUCGACCCUCUCCCAACCGCGAGGAGGCCAAGGCCAUGAGGAUCUCCACAUGCACGGACCAGGCCCCAAGGGCCCACAGCCCCGCCACCGCCUCUGCGUACUUGCAGAACUUGCGGGUCAUCGACAACCAGCGAGAGCUGUCCCGCCUCUCUCGGAAGCUGGAGCCCUGACCCAUCCAGCCGGGAACGGCGGUACAGCUGGGAAAGGGGAGGGCACGUGUGGAGGGUCAGCGGGCCCAGCCGGGGGCAGCCCGGAGGAGGCCAUGGAUGCCGGCCCUGUGUGAAGAGCCGGACAGAAGAGGGGAGGACUCACGGUGGCCGGAGCGGGCGGCUGGCUGGAACUGACCGCACUGCCAUGACGGUGCCUGGCGGGACCCUGGGACCAAGCAGCUGGGCACUGAGGUCCAGGGGCGCCGGGGAG